CCCUGCCGUGCUAAGAUCCGUGGCAGUGAGGUUAACACGAUGCACGGGAUUUCUGUGCUCUAUCUCGCCAUCCUCUUCUUCUUGGCAGAGGGUCAGUGCUCGAAGUUAGACGGCCAUCAUCACCAUCAUGGCCAUCACGACCAUCAUCACGACCAUCAUAACGACCAUUCCACUAAUGAUAAAAACCACCGGGAUUUCGUCUUGAAUGAGGAUAUCUUCGCACGAGCCCUGGCAGCAGAAGUGCAAAAUGGAUUGUUUUCACCUCUUCCAGAAAGAACAAGCAACCAACGCUUCACAACAGAACCACCCAGCAGCAGAGGGUCCACCAAGUUCAGAAUGCCAACAACGUUGUUUUCCAAUUCCAGUCCAGUGACACAAAGAACCACUCCGAUCAAUAGUCAGAAGACUACUUCAAGUGACUCACGAAGAACGUCUCAUGUGUCUCAGAAAACAACGCAAGCUUUCCAAAAAAGCGUGCUUCGAGUUGAAAAUAACCAAGAAAUUCUCACUCCAAUCACGUCACUGGCAUCGCCAGCACACACGCAGAAGAGCGGAAAUUCUUUGAGGAAUGCGAAAAAUGCGAUUAAACAGAAUACAUUCCCUGCAGAAACAACUACCGAAAUCAACGAUCCAACAGGAUUUGCUCCAAGAGCUCCUCCUAAAACUGCUAAGCAGUUCGAUCCUUUCUCCCCAAACGCAAAUGCUGCAAAGCAACAGCUGGCAAAGUUUCAAAUCAGACCUAAAAAUCCCGCUCCUGACACUUCAGGAUUUGCUCCAAGAACACCACCUCCACAUGCAAAGAAGUUCAACCCAGUACCAGCGAAAAAGUCAGGGUUUGAAUUCAAAAAGUCGCAAUCAUCGCCUUCAGUUGCCAAAGAAAUAAAAGGAUUUGUCCCUGUAUCUCCUCCGCCUACGGCUCCUCAGUUUAAUCCUGUACCGGGAACAUCCAAUACGGCAGUCUUUAAUCUCUUCACGACUGUGGGCUUCAAAACGAACGAAUUUACGACUUUUGCGCCUUUUGACCUCACUGAUCCGUCCUAUGACACCGAUUAUGAGUCAAACUUCGACAGUACCGCAGAUUAUGACUACACCGAUCAAAACAGUGUAGGUAAAGCUUUAUUAGACACACGUAGUUCUUUUUCAGCAACCACAGCCAACUCAGUUUUGGAAACCGAAGAUUACCCAACAAAUUUGGAUUUAAAUGUCGGUGUUCCUUUACCUACAGCCAACGUGGGUCUGGACAACAACCGUGUUAACACACAGAGUCAGAUUAAUGUUCUUGGGGCUCUCAGUUCCUCAGGAAACAUUUUGAAUUCUCCCAAGUAUAAUAUAAAUCACGAAAAUCAUGUUCCCGAUGACACUCAUUCCACUCGUCAUGUUUCAACGUCCUCUCGAGUCGAGCAAACGACAGUACCUGCAUUCGACACCACGAGUCGUCCGAUCAGCUCUGCCCAACGGACAAACAGAGUGAACAAUUCUGGUACUGCUGUCAGUGGUCCUUCGGCCCCAGCGGCCUCGCAAGGUCUUAACGGCAGAUCCUCUAUCACAGAACAGCUCACUCAGUUUGCUCGAGGAAGCAACACUGUUGUUCAAACGAACCCACCAGCGUCCGAUGUAAGCUUACCAAUCGAAGGGAGAGCAAACUUCGAAAUAGGGGUGCCACUCCCGGCCAUUUCUGACACCGGUAUUGCACUGCAGCAGUUGGACAACAGGCUACUUCCAUCCAGGAAUGACUUGGCCGUAGGCAGACAGCUUGGGCCACAAGCGGGAUUCAAUCCCUUCGACGGAGAAUAUCCUGAGUACGCAUCCGUUCCUGCGACGUCCUUCCGUUGCGAAAACCAGCGCUACAGCGGAUACUUCGCAGAUCCUGAGACACAGUGCCAAGUGUUCCACAUUUGCCUCAACUCGCGGAACCUUGGAUCCUUCUUGUGUCCUAACGGAACUUUGUUCCACCAGCAGUUCUUCGUGUGUGACUGGUGGUACAACGUGCGAUGCGAAGAAGCUGUCUCAAGCUACGACCUCAACAGCCUCAUCGGGGACCAAGAUAAUCCGGAAGCUGGAGGGAUUUUCGGAACCCAACUCAGGAAUGUCGAUAACACGAGGAGGCGAACUCUAGACGAUGUCGAUGAAGACGAUUACGAUAGAGAUACUGACGACGAUCUGGCUCUCUUGAAUAACGAUACGCAUGAGAAUGAAUAACCGAGCGUAGCAAUUAGAUCUAGUUGAGGCUUUAGCUAAUAUUUUUAAGUGUGGUGGAUUCAUAAUCAAUUCAUGUGAAUUACAGUAGCCGCAAUCACAUGUGACCAUUAUUGCAAUUGCUUUUUGAUUGUGAAUUUAUUUCUUCAUUUACAAAAUUUUAAAUAAUGUUCCUAGUGCAUCCAUUUCCAUUAUAAUAUUUGAACACCGUGACUCACCCUCUCAAGCCGAUCUAUUGUUAAUGAUUAAGAAUUGCAACUCUCUUGCGUUGGAUAUGACCUAAACACCUAAGCCUAACAAUGUUAAAUUUCAAUUCAAUUCAAUUACGGGAAAUUCGCACACUUCAUACAAAUUUUAUUUCAUGCAUAAAAAUUAUGCAUUAUAGUUUCUGGCAUCAAAUAUAUAGGGAGUGCAUUAACUUUUGGAGAGUAUCUGACCAAUAAGUUUGUAUUUUAUAUGGAAUUGAAUUGGGGUGCGUGCUGACUGCCGAUCAAAACUUUAGACCGGUCAGUCACACUGCAUGAAAAAUGUUAACUGGCGAAAAAAAUAAAAGUUCACGUUGCACACUUAAAAAAGUUCAAUUAAUAGGUAUAUAUUCAUGUUCAUGAAUCUCACUCAGCCAGAGAUCGCACAGGUGACUUCAAUCGUCAGCAACAAUCUCUGUAAUUCUAUCCCCCAAUGCAAAAAAUUAAUUUCAUUUGAAAGUCACAUAAAGAACAGGAUGUGGCGGCCUUCAGCUUCAUAAUAAGGCAGACUGUAAAUUAAGUUCAGUUUCGAUGCCCGAGUCCCGACCGAUUACGCUGCGGCAUAACAGGCGUGGGGAGAGACGCUCUUCAUUUCGAUGCGUCACGCAUGCAACGGCUACACAAAAAAUGCUUUUUAUAACCAAAUUUUCAUUUUUUUGUAUAUUUCGACCUCAGAUUUUAUAUUGUGACAAAAAAUCGUGGAUUUUUAAUACCAAAUUUUAAUUUUUUCGUAUAUUGCGACCACCCAUUUUAUAUUGAGAUUUUUGAACUAAUCUGAUUCGAUUACUUUCAAUUGACUGGAAGCUUGCAUUGAUCAAUAUAUAUCCAUAUCUACUGCAUUUUUGUGAUAUAUUUACAGGGAUAUUUUCACUCGAACGUCAUUCCUAUUGCGGCUUUCUAUGUCUAUUUUAUCACUAUAAGCAAAGAGAAAGAGCUUCUGAGGAACUUUUACGUUCGUUGCUUGUCGAUUGUCUUAAUAACACGAGUAGAACACGUACGCCUCAAGAGGAGGGUAACAUUUAUUUUCAUUAAAACUUUCUAAAAUAUUGUGAGCAAUAAUUUAAACUCAUCAUUACUUCUUUAGAUUACUUUUCUUAGAGGGAUUUCCAGCACCAUGUUCAAAUACGAAACGUAUUCGGUUCAAUAAAAGAUUUUUCGAAUUAAAACGCGGCAUAAAUUAGUACCCGGGCCUAUCCGUGCUACAACAUUUCUUUGAUAAUUCGAUUGGUGCUAAAAUGCCGAUAGCUGAGAUAUUAAAGAGUUCCCGUGAAAACCCACCGAAUAAACAAAACAUCAUUUAGAAUGUUUAAAAAUCGUUUUCUUCCGACCAUCGUUGAACAAAAUACAAACGUCCUUGACUGAACUUUGCAACAUAACUAAAUCUUAUUUAUGAUUUUUAACGUCAGCAGAUAUAUUUUCGAAAUGCCUCGUACGCUGUAGCUACUGAGUUCACAGCAUUUUGGACUAUAAAUAGAGCUUUAUAUAUCAUAUGCCUUGACGUGUUUGUAAAUACCGAAAUAUAGCUUUUGUGACAA
This is a messenger RNA of Hyalella azteca, 3976 nucleotides long. RefSeq lists its product as uncharacterized. Bases 40 to 2199 code for a protein of 719 amino acids. The record is from RefSeq and is a predicted model, not a curated record. The transcript has 5 exons. Gene Ontology annotation, cellular component: extracellular region. Gene Ontology annotation, molecular function: chitin binding. Lineage: Eukaryota; Metazoa; Arthropoda; Malacostraca; Amphipoda; Hyalellidae.